UGCAAAUGGCGACACGGAGACACUGUUUGUGAUUACUUCCCAAGAUAGUUACUUAAUCUGGCGGAAAAAAUCGCAAAACCGUAUCUAAAAUGGGUAGGAAAAUAAGGCUACCCCCACUUCGGCCCCCAAGCUGCUCAAGCCCAAUCUAUGACCCUGAAGCCAGGGACCCUCGUCGUAUGUGUCUCCCCCAGAUUCUCAACAUCCCCCUGGUGGCGACUGUGCAGGGACAGAACAACCUAGGACGGCGUGUCAGACCAGCUACAGGUUCUCACCACAACCCAUCAGUGCACUGCGGAAACUACCUGCCACAGCCCCUACGGCGCCGGGAACCAGUGCCUUACACUGACAACACACAGAUGCCUAAGGACAUGCUGGUCAGACGACCAACCAACUCCCAGCUGGACCUGACUCUGCCAGGCAUCAACGAUGGGCUGUCACGAAGACACGUUCGUCUGCUCCGGAGGCAGCAGAUGUCUCGCUUGACACACUGUGGGAAUGAGAGAGUCAGCCCCCAAGGGGAGUCUGUAAGCAGCCAUCACUCCCCAGAUGCCCCGCAUCUAGCAAUCCACGGACAGAGGAUCUACACCCCAUUUGCUCGCUCCCCCGGGGAGGGCAUGGAGGACCCACUCUCAGACGUCAGCUCAGAGGAGAUUUUCCCCAUUGGGGGAUCCGACAGCACAGACUCUACCACCAUGCCACGCCUCAACCUGUCUGAGGUUCCUGCUCUCAACCUGCCACAGAUCCCGAGGAGAUCUCCACGCCUCCUCACACCUCGCCUCAUGGCCCAGGACUACGCAGCAGAUGACAUGAGGUCACCGAGCCCCGCCGCACUGCCCUACCUUCCUCACAUCAGGAAACGCAAGAGAAGGGGCGCCACAGAUGAUUGCUAGACAACUUAUGAAGACACAACACAAGUAUUUCGAAAAUACUACUUUAGUUCUUUUGGCAGUUUAGGUGUACUAAUAUUUCACAUAUAACAUUUGGCAACAUUUUCCAGUUAAAGUGUGUCUGUUUAGGUCUUCAAAGUUGAAAUGAUAUUUAAUGCUACCUGACAAAAUUUGGGGUUAAAUGUUACAAGGGGUAGCUAAUUUCUCAGGAAAAAAUUACGAGCAACGUAUAGAUCAACGUAAAGGGUAAGAUAUCUUUUAAUACAAUUAUAAGUGAAGCAGUGAAUUUGAUAAAUGUAAAAUUUGUAUGCUGUUUUAUUUGACAAUUAUGAUAUUUUAGCCUUUUUUGAGGUAUUCAAUCUUCAGAUUUGGUUAUAUUUUUAUGACAUUUUGCCUUGCUUUUUGAGGCUAUCUAAACUGAUACUGAUACUUGUGAUGUUUUAUGAUAUGUUUUACUAAGAUGUUUAGGAAUUGGAAACAAUAUACAAAGUACAGUAUGCUGUUUUAACUCACGAACCCCCCCUAAACACUGAGUCGUACAUAAGGCUGCUUUGAGUAUAUAGGAACAUACACAACAGAGGCGGUCAUUGGACAGCAUCCAGCAAGACACCAUGCUGCAAACACCUCGGGAAUGUGUAUCCAAUAUUGACAAGUGAAAGUUAUUUAGUAUGAGGGCCUUUUUCAAACGAUACAAAUGUGUUAACAUAUGCCUGAAGGAUUUCAAUGGGGCACAAGUGACACACUUUAUAAUAUGAAGCAAUGAUACAGGAACGAGAGUGUUCACAGAAUCAGUCAGUUAGGGAGGAGAUAACAUCAGCUUCCUUCACUGGAAUUCAUGCAAUAUAAAUCAAUGAAGAAUUUUGAGUGCUGUAAAUGUUAUAAUAAUGUGAAAUUAUUUAAAUCAGCUGUCAUAACUAAGGCCAUGAAAUGUUCAAUCAAGCUACAUAUGUUAUAAAUUAUACAAGGAACUGGGAUUGGAAAGUAAUUCAUAAUUACCUGAAUAUGUAUAUGACAUUCGUACUGGCAGUUUUCUAAUUGAUGAAAGUAUGUGAGAAGGAUUUUCGCGCAAUAUAAGUACAUACAAUGUCAUCUGUCUAUAUUGAGGCACUAGUCAGGACAAUAUCAACAUCAUGGUGCUUCCUUCUGUAUUGAAGCGCUGGUCAGGAUAAUAUCACCAUCAUGGUGCUUCCGUCUGUAUUGAGGCGCUGGUCAGGACAAUAUUAACAUCAUGGUGCUUCCGUCUGUAUUGAGGCACUGGUCAGGACAAUAUCAACAUCAUGGUGCUUCCGUCUGUCUUGAGGCACUGGUCAGGACAAUAUCAACAUCAUGGUGCUUCCAUCUGUAUUGAGGCGCUGGUCAGGACAAUAUCAACAUCAUAGUGCUUCCGUCUGUCUUGAGGCACUAGUCAAGACAAUAUCAACAUCAUGGUGCUUCCGUCUGUCUUGAGGCGCUAGUCAGGACAAUAUCAACAUUAUGGUGCUUCCAGCUGUCUUGAGGCACUAGUCAGGACAAUAUCAACAUCAUGGUGCUUCAGUCUGUCUGGAGGCGCUGGUCAGGACAAUAUCAACAUCAUGGUGCUUCCGUCUCUCUUGAGGUACUGGUCAGGACAAUAUCACCAUCAUGGUGCUUCCGUCUGUCUUGAGGUACUGGUCAGGACAAUAUCACCAUCAUGGUGCUUCCGUCUGUCUUAAGGCACUAGUCAGGACAAUAUCAACAUCAUGGUGCUUCCGUCUGUCUUGAGGCACUGGUCAGGACAAUAUCAACAUCAUGGUGCUUCCGUCUGUCUGGAGGCGCUGGUCAGGACAAUAUCAACAUCAUUGUGCUUCCGUCUGUCUGGAGGCGCUGGUCAGGACAACAUCAACAUCAUGGUGCUUCCGUCUGUCUUGAGGUACUGGUCAGGACAAUAUCACCAUCAUGGUGCUUCCGUCUGUCUUGAGGCACUAGUCAGGACAAUAUCAACAUCAUGGUGCUUCCGUCUGUCUUGAGGUUCUGGUCAGGACAAUAUCAACAUCAUAAUGCUUCCGUCUGUCUUAAGGCACUAGUCAGGACAAUAUCAACAUCAUGGUGCUUCCGUCUGUCUUAAGGCACUAGUCAGGACAAUAUCAACAUCAUGGUGCUUCCGUCUGUCUUGAGGCACUGGUCAGGACAAUAUCAAUAUCAUUGUGCUUCCGUCUGUCUGGAGGCGCUGGUCUGGACAACAUCAACAUCAUGGUGCUUCCGUCUGUCUUGAGGUACUGGUCAGGACAAUAUCACCAUCAUGGUGCUUCCGUCUGUCUUGAGGCACUGGUCAGGACAAUAUCAACAUCAUAGUGCUUCCGUCUGUCUGGAGGCACUGGUCGGACAAUAUCAGCAUCAUGGUGCUUCCGUCUGUCUUGAGGCACUGGUCAGGACAAUAUCAACAUCAUGGUGCUUCCAUCUGUCUUGAGGCACUGGUAAUUCUGUAGUCUGAAGUGGUUGAACCAUGUUGACAAGCUGAUGUGGUUAGGCUGUCAUCUGUAGGAUGACCCAUGUUGUAACGUUUGGGUUUGUUUUUGUUUCAGCAGUCUAUUCAUCUGUGAGGCACUGACUGCUAUGAGACAUAAAUGUCUCAGUUCUUCUUCCAAAACCUGUGUCAUCCAUUCAUUCAUCAGUUUGUCCAUCCCCCCGAUUGGAUCCUCACUUCUACAUUACCAUCAGUACAUCAGCUCAGUUGAACAUCCACCAGUCAUCACACCAUGUGUGUUGUCUGUCAUCAGUAAAACCUCUGAUGAUAUACCCCUAGGUUCUAGCAAGUAAUCAUCAUGUACACUAUUUAGACUGGACAAUUUGUGCAAGUUUAAUAAUCAUUCUAACCUUACCCGUCCAUGCACUAUUUUUGGUUAAUGAGUUUGGUCACACAAAUGCGUAAAUGUACCAUCAGUGAUUUUGUCUCUUCAUCAUGCCUCUUCAGACUUAAUGUUACAGAAACAAGUAAAGUGUUUAAUGUAGAACCAGUUGAGCUCAGCCUCACACUGAAGCACACUGAGCAGGUGGUAGUGUAGAGGUGAUAAGUACUUCCCUCAGCGCCAGGCUACACUGGGUGGAAGGAACAAAUUUAGCCCAUUUGGAUUUAAGAUAAUGUCAACAUAAUUUCUAAAUUUGAAAAUGGAUCAGGUGGUAUUGACAGCAAUGCUGUAAGCUUUACACACAAAAUGAAGCAGCUUUAAGUUUGGAUAGUACUUGGAUGGUGAGCCCAAGGAAGACCAACUUUGCUGUUGCCUGGCUGCUCUAGUGUGGAUUCAUACCCCAUAAGCAUGGAUUGACACACACUGCCAGCUGCAAUUUGCCUGCACCUGACCUGAUCCCGGGCGUGAACCCACUCAAUGCAGGUCGUCGUAUUAUGGUUGAAAUAUUGCCCCAGGCGAUGUAUUGGAUGGAGAACUGAUGAAGAAUGGAUGGAGGCAGGCAGUCAGGGGGGCCUUCAGGGAGAACACUUCCGGUGCAGUCACGUCAGACAUUGGAGUGUUAGGGAGUUGGUCUGUCUGCUGUCUGGCCGUUCCAAAUUUCUAAAUUGGUAACUUUCAUGUUUACUUCAUUUGAAAUUUUAUUAUUUCAUUCUUAAUUUUUCAUUUCAAAUUUUGACAACACAUUAAUAUUGAUCUUAUUAUUGUUUACACUAAAUGACAUAUAUAAUGUAUCGUUUAUCUCAUGGCUGAACAUUCCUUAGAUUUAUUUAAUAUCAGUGCCUCAUGGGUCAUUGUGUGGCCUUCUGAAAUAGCCAUCUACCCAUUAUUACAGUUGGCCUUUUCUGUGCAUAUUUGAUUCCGAUAUCUGAUAGCAAAAUUUCAUCUAUCGUUCCACGAAAGUAGAUAACCAGAGACAAGGCCUGUGUGUCAUCUGUACCACUGUCCAUGUCCCUCGCAUCAGUAGUAUCAAACACUACUGGAGGCCAAGAUGCUCACAAUCACCUUCAUGAGUAAACUGGUACCUCGUUCCCAUGCUCAAGGUGUGACAACAAUGUGUUCCUGAUGACAAUAAUGGCUGCUGUGUGUGGCUUGUACUUGGCUGGCAGACCACAGCUCUUCAUCAUGGUUUGUCUGUUCAAGGUUCCACACUGCUGGCUACGUCAUUAUAGCUGAGAUAGUGCUGGACUUGCCAAACCACUAGAGCCUCAAGGGUAUCUGUUAAACAUCAUGGUGUUGGCACACCACCAGUGCCUCGAGGGUAUCUGUUAAACAUCAUGGUGUUGGCACACCACCAGAGCCUCAAGGGUAUCUGUUAAACAUCAUGGUGUUGGCACACCACCAGAGCCUCAAGGGUAUCUGUUAAACAUCAUGGUGUUCGCACACCACCAGAGCCUCAAGGGUAUCUGUUAAACAUCAUGGUGUUGGCACACCACCAGAGCCUCAAGGCUAUCUGUUAAACAUCAUGGUGUUGGCACACCACCAGUGCCUCAAGGCUAUCUGUUAAACAUCAUGGUGUUGGCACACCACCAGAGCCUCAAGGCUAUCUGUUAAACAUCAUGGUGUUGGCACACCACCAGUGCCUCAAGGCUAUCUGUUUAACAUCAUGGUGUUGGCACACCACCAGAGCCUCAAUGUAUAAGUAAAACAUCAUGGUGUUGGCAACACACCCGUGCCUCAAGGCUAUCUGUUUAAUAUCAUGGUGUUGGCAACACACCCGUGCCUCAAGGCUAUCUGUUUAACAUCAUGGUGUUGGCAACACACCAGUGCCUCAAGGCUAUCUGUUUAACAUCAUGGUGUUGGCAACACACCAGUGCCUCAAGGCUAUCUGUUUAACAUCAUGGUGUUGGCAACACACCAGUGCCUCAAGGCUAUCUGUUAAACAUCAUGGUGUUGGCAACACACCAGAGCCUCAAGGCUAUCUGUUUAACAUCAUGGUGUUGGCAACACACCAGUGCCUCAAGGCUAUCUGUUAAACAUCAUGGUGUUGGCAACACACCCGUGCCUCAAAGGUAUAAGUAACACAUCAUGGUGUUGGCGGCAACACCCGUGCCUCAAGGCUAUCUGUUAAACAUCAUGGUGUUGGCAACACACCAGUGCCUCAAGGGUAUAAGUAAAACAUCAUGGUGUUGGCAACACACCCGUGCCUCAAGGGUAUCUGUUAAACAUCAUGGUGUUGGCAACACCCGUGCCUCAAGGCUAUCUGUUAAACAUCAUGGUGUUGGCAACACACCAGUGCCUCAAGGCUAUCUGUUUAACAUCAUGGGGUUGGCAACACACCAGUGCCUCAAGGCUAUCUGUUUAACAUCAUGGUGUUGGCAACACACCAGUGCCUCAAGGCUAUCUGUUUAACAUCAUGGUGUUGGCAACACACCAGUGCCUCAAGGCUAUCUGUUUAACAUCAUGGUGUUGGCAACACACCCGUGCCUCAAGGGUAUCUGUUAAACAUCAUGGUGUUGGCAACACCCGUGCCUCAAGGCUAUCUGUUAAACAUCAUGGUGUUGGCAACACACCAGUGCCUCAAGGCUAUCUGUUUAACAUCAUGGUGUUGGCAACACACCAGUGCCUCAAGGCUAUCUGUUUAACAUCAUGGUGUUGGCAACACACCAGUGCCUCAAGGCUAUCUGUUUAACAUCAUGGUGUUGGCAACACACCAGUGCCUCAAGGCUAUCUGUUUAACAUCAUGGUGUUGGCAACACACCAGUGCCUCAAGGGUAUAAGUAAAACAUCAUGGUGUUGGCAACACACCAGUGCCUCAAGGGUAUCUGUUUAACAUCAUGGUGUUGGCAACACACCAGUGCCUCAAGGGUAUCUGUUAAACAUCAUGGUGUUGGCAACACACCAGUGCCUCGAGGGUAUCUGUUAAACAUCAUGGUGUUGGCAACACACCAGUGCCUCAAGGCUAUCUGUUAAACAUCAUGGUGUUGGCAACACACCAGUGCCUCAAGGGUAUCUGUUUAACAUCAUGGUGUUGGCAACACACCAGUGCCUCAAGGCUAUCUGUUUAACAUCAUGGUGUUGGCAACACACCAGUGCCUCAAGGCUAUCUGUUAAACAUCAUGGUGUUGGCAACACCAGUGCCUCAAGGCUAUCUGUUAAACAUCAUGGUGUUGGCAACACACCAGUGCCUCGAGGAUAUAAGUAAAACAUCAUGGUGUUGGCAACACACUAGUGCCUCGAGGGUAUCAGUUUAACAUCAUGGUGUUGGCAACACACCAGUGCCUCGAGGGUAUCUGUUAAACAUCAUGGUGUUGGCAACACACCAGUGCCUCAAGGCUAUCUGUUUAACAUCAUGGUGUUGGCAACACACCAGUGCCUCAAAGGUAUAAGUAAAACAUCAUGGUGUUGGCAACACACCCGUGCCUCAAGGGUAUCUGUUAAACAUCAUGGUGUUGGCAACACACCAGUGCCUCAAGGCUAUCUGUUAAACAUCAUGGUGUUGGCAACACACCCGUGCCUCAAGGCUAUCUGUUAAACAUCAUGGUGUUGGCAACACACCCGUGCCUCAAGGGUAUCUGUUAAACAUCAUGGUGUUGGCAACACACCAGUGCCUCAAGGGUAUAAGUAAAACAUCAUGGUGUUGGCAACACACCCGUGCCUCAAGGGUAUCUGUUUAACAUCAUGGUGUUGGCAACACACCAGAGCCUCAAGGCUAUCUGUUUGACAUCAUGGUGUUGGCAACACACCAGAGCCUCAAGGCUAUCUGUUAAACAUCAUGGUGUUGGCAACACACCAGUGCCUCAAGACUAUCUGUUAAACAUCAUGGUGUUGGCAACACACCAGUGCCUCGAGGGUAUCUGUUAAACAUCAUGGUGUUGGCAACACACCAGUGCCUCAAAGGUAUAAGUAAAACAUCAUGGUGUUGGCAACACACCCAUGCCUCAAGGGUAUCUGUUAAACAUCAUGGUGUUGGCGGCAACACCCGUGCCUCAAGGCUAUCUGUUAAACAUCAUGGUGUUGGCAACACACCAGUGCCUCAAGGGUAUAAGUAAAACAUCAUGGUGUUGGCAACACCCGUGCCUCAAGGCUAUCUGUUUAACAUCAUGGUGUUGGCAACACACCCGUGCCUCAAGGCUAUCUGUUAAACAUCAUGGUGUUGGCAACACACCAGUGCCUCAAGGCUAUCUGUUAAACAUCAUGGUGUUGGCACACCACCAGAGCCUCAAGGGUAUAAGUAAAACAUCAUGGUGUUGGCAACACACCCGUGCCUCAAGGCUAUCUGUUAAACAUCAUGGUGUUGGCAACACACCCGUGCCUCAAGGCUAUCUGUUAAACAUCAUGGUGUUGGCAACACACCCGUGCCUCAAGGCUAUCUGUUAAACAUCAUGGUGUUGGCAACACACCAGUGCCUCAAGGCUAUCUGUUUAACAUCAUGGUGUUGGCAACACACCAGAGCCUCAAGGCUAUCUGUUUAACAUCAUGGUGUUGGCAACACACCCGUGCCUCAAGGCUAUCUGUUUAACAUCAUGGUGUUGGCGGCAACACCUGUGCCUCAAGGCUAUCUGUUUAACAUCAUGGUGUUGGCAACACACCAGUGCCUCAAGGCUAUCUGUUUAACAUCAUGGUGUUGGCAACACACCCGUGCCUCAAGGCUAUCUGUUUAACAUCAUGGUGUUGGCGGCAACACCCGUGCCUCAAGGCUAUCUGUUAAACAUCAUGGUGUUGGCGGCAACACCCGUGCCUCAAGGCUAUCUGUUAAACAUCAUGGUGUUGGCAACACACCAGUGCCUCAAGGCUAUCUGUUUAACAUCAUGGUGUUGGCAACACACCAGUGCCUCGAGGGUAUAAGUAACACAUCAUGGUGUUGGCAACACACCAGUGCCUCAAGGCUAUCUGUUUAACAUCAUGGUGUUGGCAACACACCAGUGCCUCAAGGCUAUCUGUUUAACAUCAUGGUGUUGGCAACACACCUGAGCCUCGAGGGUAUAAGUAAAACAUCAUGGUGUUGGCAACACACCCGUGCCUCAAGGGUAUCUGUUAAACAUCAUGGUGUUGGCAACACACCAGUGCCUCAAGGCUAUCUGUUAAACAUCAUGGUGUUGGCAACACCCGUGCCUUCAAGGGUAUCUGUUAAAC
Molecule: messenger RNA, 8884 nt
Organism: Haliotis rufescens (red abalone)
Lineage: Eukaryota; Metazoa; Mollusca; Gastropoda; Lepetellida; Haliotidae
Exons: 5
Coding region: 90-890 (266 amino acids)
Source: RefSeq, a predicted model, not a curated record